Messenger RNA from Microdochium trichocladiopsis, 270 nucleotides. RefSeq lists its product as uncharacterized. Bases 15 to 248 code for a protein of 77 amino acids. The record is from RefSeq and is a predicted model, not a curated record. Lineage: Eukaryota; Fungi; Ascomycota; Sordariomycetes; Xylariales; Microdochiaceae. The transcript has a single exon.
GUCGCAAGCGAGAAAUGCCCAUGGGCAUGCACGCCAUGGCAAUCCGCAAUCUGCCUCUGCUGCUUUGCUUUGCACUGCACCUGCACGCUGCACCUGCAGGUGCGCCGCCGCCCGCCCCAUUGCCGGCCGCCGGCCUUUUUGCGCUGAUCCAGCCGCCCUUGCUCUUUGUGGUCUGCGGAUUCGCUCAGAGAGCUGUUGCUGGCUGGCUGGCUGGCAUGGUUCUUGUGGUCUUGGAGCUGCCAAGGUGAGGCCAGGUCUCGCAUUCGCCAA